Laccaria bicolor S238N-H82 is the source of this 1845-nucleotide messenger RNA. RefSeq lists its product as uncharacterized. Gene Ontology annotation, cellular component: cytoplasm; nucleus; CCR4-NOT complex. The transcript is spliced from 5 exons. The record is from RefSeq and is a predicted model, not a curated record. NCBI's taxonomy places the organism in Eukaryota, Fungi, Basidiomycota, Agaricomycetes, Agaricales, Hydnangiaceae. Gene Ontology annotation, molecular function: poly(A)-specific ribonuclease activity; protein binding. Gene Ontology annotation, biological process: nuclear-transcribed mRNA poly(A) tail shortening. The annotation marks the transcript as partial.
UCACCUCACUGGCAGCAGCAGUUGUUGAAGUGCGAAAUGAUACGCUCGGCACGCUCACCACACCACCGCGCUCGAACAAGCGCUAUGGCCUCACGCACAGUGGCGAAAUCUGCUAUUCCCAUCACAAAUCCCAACCUCGUCAAACCCCCUCUACCAGCUGAACUCAAUGGUACUGCUUCGGAGGUAUCCUCGCCCACAACGUCCGAUAGACCCGCUUCCAGCCCGCCCAUCAAUGGAAACGCAGUUAAUCGGCCUUCAUCCACUGUGGCAGCUCCAGCGGAGGCUUUCCGUCCAACAUCAAUCAUGAAGCCUCCCGAAAACACAUGGAGUUCGCUAGACAUGGGUGGAUUGAAUAUUAAGAACCUUCCUGCAACUUCAGGCCUCUUUACCUUUACUUUCCUCAUCAACCUCUACCUCAAUCACAACGCCCUCUCAUCCGUUCCUCCAGAGAUAUCCAAGCUCCGGCACCUGGAGCUCCUUGACAUCUCCGGCAACAAUCUCUCCACACUCCCUCCCGAAAUGGGUAUGCUUACCCAGCUGAAGGAGUUGUACGUAUUCGACAACCACCUGACCGUGAUCCCUUUUGAAUUGGGGAGCCUGCAUCAACUGCAGACACUGGGCGUAGAAGGCAAUCCGCUGGACGCAACCCUGAAGGCAAUAAUUCAGAAGGACGGUACACCAACCCUCAUUUCCUACUUGCGCGAUAAUUGUCCGACACCUCCAGCGCCUCCGCUCCGAGAGCUGAAGGUGCUUCUCACUGAACCGGAACUGGAGGCCCUGGCCGCCGACCCCAACGCGGAGACGUUCCGCGUUUUAUGUUACAACAUCCUAUGUGAGAGGUGUGCAACGGAGCGGCUGUAUGGGUACACACCUUCGUGGGCGUUGGCAUGGGAGUACCGGAAAGACCUGAUACUAACGGAGAUCAUCAACUCCGGCGCGGACUUUUUAUGCCUGCAAGAGGUCGAUAUAGCUGCGUAUGAGGAUUAUUUCACCAAGAAUCUAGCGGAGCACGGAUAUGAAGGGGUGUAUUGGCCCAAGUCGCGGUCGAGGACGAUGAAUGAGGCGGACCGGAGGCAGGUGGACGGGUGUGCGACGUUUUACAAGGCGGACAGAUACCAGCUGGUGGAAAAGCAUCUGGUAGAGUUCAGCGCAGUCGCCAUGCAACGACAAGACUUCAAGAAGACAGACGACAUGUUCAACCGGGUGCUAGGGAAAGAGCAUCUCGCCAUCGUCUCACUCAUGGAGGACAAAGUCACUGGGACACGGUUUGUCAUCGCCAAUGCGCACAUUCAUUGGGACCCAGCGUACUGUGACGUCAAGUUGGUGCAGGCUGCAUUGUUGGUUGACGAGAUUGAGAAAAUGGCCAGUCACUUUGCCAAGUACCCUCCUCGACCUCCACCAUCAGCAUCAACGUCGUCUAUCGUGCAAGCAUACCGUACACCACCAGUGUAUACAGACGGCACGAAGAUCCCGCUGAUAAUCUGUGGCGACUUCAACUCCAUUCCAUCAUCAGGCGUAUACGACUUCCUGUCAAACGGAACCCUACCUGCUGACCACGUGGAUUUCAAGUCUCACAAAUAUGGCCGGUACACAUCUGAAGGCUUGCGUCACCGUUUUGGCUUGAAGAGCGCGUACGCGGCGCCUGGGGCUGGCGAACCUCCCGUGACGAACUAUGUGCCCACGUUCCAAGGGCACAUUGAUUAUCUGUGGUACUCGGCUGCAAAUUUGGGGGUGAACGCUAUUCUGAGCGGGGUUGAUAAGGAUUAUUUGGAGAAGGUCGUUGGGUUCCCUAAUGCUCAUUUCCCUUCAGACCACGUAUGCAUCGUCGCCGAAUUCCGUGUGAAA